AUGGGUGGUUUCGAAUUCCAACGGACGAACCCAACCUCUCCAAGGCCGUACCUGUUCUCGCGAUGGUUUCCGGUGUGCUUGCGGGCGACUGAUAUCCGUUCGAUUCAAUGUUCGGCGACGACGACGACGACGACGACAAUUCUGAUUAUGGCAAUGAAGAUUCGGAGCACGUAUUACCUGGAAUCAGAGCACGAUGGAUCAAAUCAGAAGGCGAACGAAAACACGACAAAGAACGGACUGCCGAGAGUCACCUACUGA
Molecule: messenger RNA, 258 nt
Organism: Caenorhabditis sp. 36 PRJEB53466
Lineage: Eukaryota; Metazoa; Nematoda; Chromadorea; Rhabditida; Rhabditidae
Source: the annotation of a GenBank genome assembly